UAGUGGACGAGGAGUCUUAAAUUUGGUUGGUCUCAUUGAAUCUUGAGGAAUCUCUUCGUUUAAUUCUUUCUUGAGCUCUUGCUUUAGGAUCGGGAUUCAUAGCGGAUAAGAUGUUGGGGCUUUUUUCUUCACCCGCCGACGACAUGACCUUUGAAACAGAUCUGUUAAGUGCUGUUGUACCUUUGCUGAAACUCCUCUGUCUCACUGUCAUAGGCCUAAUUCUCGGACACCCCAAAACCCAAAUUAUCCCCAAAGCAACUUUCAAGCUCCUAAGCAAGCUUGUGUUUGCUUUGUUCUUACCAUGCCUCAUCUUCAUUCAUCUUGGUGAAUCCAUUACCCUAAAAAAUUUUACCCUUUGGUGGUUCAUCCCUGUUAAUGUGUUGAUCAGCACAAUCAUUGGUUGCAUGUUAGGUAUUUUGGUGGCAGUCAUAUGUCGCCCGCCGGCUCAAUAUGUUCGUUUCACCAUUAUCAUGACUGCAUUUGGAAACACUGGAAAUCUCCCUAUUGCUAUUGUUGGCUCUGUCUGUCAUACCUCUGAUCACCCGUUUGGACCUCAUUGCCACAGAACUGGUGUUGCCUAUGUCUCUUUUGCACAAUGGGUUUCUGUAAUCCUAGUAUACACAUUGGUUUACCACAUGAUGGAGCCCCCUUUGGAGUAUUUUGAGAUUGUUGAAGAGGAUAAUGAAAUUGAGGAACAAGCAAUAGGCAAUGAUGUCAGUCAGCCUGUCCUAGUUGAAGCUGAAUGGCCAGGCAUUGAGGAUAAAGAGACUGAACUUUCCAAGACACCCUUCAUUGCCAGGGUCUUCAAUAGCCUCUCAAGCUUCUCACAGAAUACUUUUCCUGAUGAUCUCACGGAGGAAGGAGGUGGUAGCAGCAGUCCCAAGUCCAUCAGGUGUUUGGCAGAACCCAGAAUGGUCAGGAGGAUUCGAAUUGUUGCUGAAAAGACUCCAAUACAGCACAUCCUUCAACCCCCAACAAUCGUCUCUCUAUUAACAAUUACCAUCGGGAUGGUACCCCAACUCAAGGCCUUUGUCUUUGGAACUGAUGCUCCGCUUUCUUUCUUCACGGACAGCAUGGAGAUCUUGGGAGGUGCAACGGUGCCUUCUGUAAUGCUUAUUCUGGGGGGAAUGCUUGCAGAGGGGCCAAAUGAUUCUAAACUUGGGAUUAAAACUACAAUUGGUAUUAGUGUAGCAAGGCUCUUGGUGCUUCCUUUGCUGGGAAUCGGGGUAGUUGCUGUGGCAGAUAAAUUUCAUCUUCUAGUCGAAGGUGAUCAAAUGUAUAGGUUUGUGCUUUUAUUGCAAUACACAACACCAAGUGCCAUCUUGUUGGGAGCAAUUGCCCGCUUGAGGGGCUAUGCAGUCAGUGAAGCUUCAGCACUCCUCUUCUGGCAGCAUGUAUUUGCUGUGAUCUCUCUUUCGCUUUAUACUUUUAUAUACUUUAAGUUACUUUCAUAUGUAUGAAACUUUAUUGAGCAAUCUGAUUUACUGCUUCCCACUC
This is a messenger RNA of Telopea speciosissima, 1497 nucleotides long. Its product is annotated as protein PIN-LIKES 2-like. Bases 111 to 1460 code for a protein of 449 amino acids. Gene Ontology annotation, biological process: endoplasmic reticulum to cytosol auxin transport. NCBI's taxonomy places the organism in Eukaryota, Viridiplantae, Streptophyta, Magnoliopsida, Proteales, Proteaceae. Gene Ontology annotation, cellular component: membrane. The transcript has a single exon. The record is from RefSeq and is a predicted model, not a curated record.